AUGGCGGACGAAACCCCCAAGCAGAGACGCGAGCCCACGGCCUCCGAGGCAAUGUUCUUCUUCGCCAUCGUCAAGCACACCAAGAACAAGGCGGACAUUGACUGGAAAGCUGUUGCCGAAGAGCAGGGCUUCAAGAACGCCGAGGUCGCCAAGGUUCGCUUCGGCCAAGUCAGGCGCAAGCUCGGCAUCGAAUCAAACGCCACCCCCAAGAAAGGAGGAGGAGGCAACACCUCGUCUGCCGCCUCGACGCCAAGCAAGGUCCGCAAGACGCCG
Messenger RNA from Trichoderma citrinoviride, 273 nucleotides. RefSeq lists its product as hypothetical. The annotation marks the transcript as partial. Lineage: Eukaryota; Fungi; Ascomycota; Sordariomycetes; Hypocreales; Hypocreaceae. The record is from RefSeq and is a predicted model, not a curated record. The transcript has 2 exons.